Colletotrichum phormii is the source of this 2038-nucleotide messenger RNA. RefSeq lists its product as uncharacterized. The transcript is spliced from 3 exons. NCBI's taxonomy places the organism in Eukaryota, Fungi, Ascomycota, Sordariomycetes, Glomerellales, Glomerellaceae. The record is from RefSeq and is a predicted model, not a curated record. Bases 371 to 1762 code for a protein of 463 amino acids.
CUCUCUCUCUCUCUCUCUCUCUUGCAGAUGACCGAGAACUCCCAGCUUACGGCCUAGGCAAAGUAAGCGCCGGAUCCUUGGCUCGUAGGCUUCAUUCGGGCACAUGUUUAAAGGAAAGAGCAUGGCGGUUUCUGUCCCAGCACCUGGACAAUAUCCCUCUAGCCUAGUCGUUUCUCUCUCCGCCAAAUAGCCACAACCCUUAUUUAUUCACAAAAGGAAACAGCCUAGUCCUUGGCUUUGCUGUCUUACUGUCUGAUAGUGUAUAAAAGUAUAAUCGAACUCGCAGUUAUCGGUCAAUCCAUACCUUUCCCGCAGCGAGCAACGUUUCUGUUCGGCUAUAUUCAUCAAAGACACCGCGAAAGUGGUCGUAAUGGACAAUAUGCGGACAGUUUCAACCUUUCGUUCGAUGUUACCACUACCUAAGCCGAGGACAGAAGUUGACUUGGAGAUGCAAAGCCAAGAAUCUCAAACCCCAGAAAGAUCGCUCUCGUUUAAACAUCGCUUGAAAACCUUGGGGACCAUUUUCUGUCUUCCGAGGGAAAGUGUUGACAAAUUUCCGAGCAUUAAUGCGUACUGCGGCUACAUCGAAUCCCAGUUCCCACCGCUAUCAGGCUCAGACUCCAUACCUUUGUGGUCGUCGUUUCUCGACACAACGGCAGGAGAAACAGAAUGUUACUGGAAGUUUAUGUACGAGGUAGCUGCUGCUUUGAAAUCGGCAGAAAAAGACGCUAGUAUAGAGGAGCUGAAAAAUCACAUUGUAUCCUCACACGGAAAUGUGAGAGAUGAUGGGGACUUUCAUAUAUCGAUGGCUGUCUUCGCUGCAGUGUGCUGGUUGACCCUGACAGUUCAGCCAUCGCUGGAGUUGGAAACUCCCGGCACCCAGGCUUCACUCGCAUGUAAGUUUCCAAGCUUGACCGAAGGCCCGAGUAUAAGCAGUCGGAUUAUCAAGCAGAGCCUGAGAGAGGCAAAGCGGCCGAUCAAACGAGUAUUUGAGUUAUUCAGACGCAACGCUUGGGGCGAUCAGCCUCCAAACAUGGAUACUUCGGCUGGGGAAAAUGAUAAUCUAUACGAAGGCAGUCUGAAUCUUGAGGUUCUGCUAUUCGGGCGGAUCAGAAUCCAGUGGGUAGACACUCUAAGUGAACAUCUCAUGUUCGACCCGGUCAGCCGACAUCUUUCCAUCUUUCGAUUCCCGACAUUUUGCGUCUUGUCUGCCCUGCGAAAGGAGGGAAAAGAAACACUUCCUGUUCUCGAUAGCAUUAACGAAGGAUUCAUGCCGACUUCCGCGGAGAACCGGUACCAGAACUACGUCACUUUGGAACAAGAGGUCUUGGUCUCUUAUCGCCUCCUCUUCGGAAAGAGCGCUCGGUCGAGGAAGAUCAUCAGGUCGGAUCUCAAGAAGCUGGAGAAAAGUGGCCAGCCGUUCGACACCCUACUACAUACUCUUUGCGGCCCGAAGAAGGAGGUCGACAAACUGCCGCGCAACAUCUGGCCGGUGGGAUGUAGAGACUUUGAGAAGGAGACGCUCUUGGAGAGCGACGUCUACAGCGCCCAGAGCGAUUUCCCACGGCUGGGCUAUCGCCUGAUCAAUCUCCAGAGGUUCAGCCUGCGCCAGAAGCCUCGCCGGUUGACGGAUCUUUGGAGAGAUCGCAGGAAUCCCCUGCAGUGGUAUACAUUUUGGGCAGUCCUGUGGGUAGGAGGUGCUGGUAUUGUACUGGCUAUUAUACAAACGGUUCUUGCAGGUUGUCAAGUUGCCAGAUCUUGAAGAUCUCAAUCACUCGGCCAAAGGAAGUUUUCGGGCAAAGAAGUCGAGUUUGUUCUGUACGGGAGCAGUUUCCGUAUCUGGGUUUUGUUGCUCAGCCUGAGAAGUAAAACUGUAUUAAGAUGCAACUAUUAGAAUCACUCACAGUCAAAGUUGUGAAGAGGCUUCGUGUAGCUUCAACGGCAAUAUUGGCACUGAUCGGGAAGACAGCAUCGAUAACAGUCAAAUCAUCGACAUCAGAAUUAAAGUCAGACAUCCCCCAUUCUUCGGUACUUCUCA